CAAUUUAAUAUCUCUAAGUUUGUUAAUAUGGUAUUAUAAGAUUAGUAAGGUUUAAAGAUAUGAAUGUAUUUUAGUUACAUAUCAAAAAUGUUUAUUGAUAAUGGAAUAAUUAUAAGUGGAGAUGAGAAUGGAGAGGGGGUGGCAAAAAAAAACAUUUUUAAACUUUUUGAUUAUUGACAUGGGUUCCCUUCCUACUUAUUAACUAUUUCUGCAGUGGAAAGAUAAGCAACAUUGUUCUACGUGUCAAGAUCUAAUGAUGUGAUUAAAAACUAGACUACGGCUACACUAGUAGUCUUCGACUUAUGACCAUAAUGGAAACUGCCCAUCACAAUUUUAAAUCAUGAUGGUCAAGAUUUUAAAUCAAAUGGGUUGAUAGAUGACCAACCAGAUUUUAUGACUUUUUAGGGGAAGUUAAGCAAUGUUGCAAUCAUGAAGCAAACCAAUGGUUUGCUAUAGUUGGGUGCCAAAAUCAGCAAAAUCAUUCUAAAAUGUAGUUACACGAUUAUGAGAUGCUGCGUAAAUGCAGCCCAGUUGCAAAGCUCCCAAAAUUCAGUCAUGUGACUAUCAGAAUUUUGAAUCCAGAUUUUAAGUAGGUCCGUUGUAACUUUGGUCACUGAGUGAUCAAUCAUAAGUUGAGGACUAUCUAUAUGUAGCACAAUGUACACGAUAUUAUUUCCUUUAUACUGUAUUUUUUUAAUACUACAAUUAAAUUAAUGCAUAAUCUCAGUGAACCAUUAAGAUUAUUCUAUUUUUUUUUAAAGGAAAAGUGAAUGCUAUUACUGAAUAGCCAAUCCUUAAGGGCUUGGUUAUUUGCCCCACCAGAAUUGGCUAUUAGGUUGUUACUGAGGUAUAUUGGCCAAACCAAUAGCCUGAAGCUUGUGGGAAUUGGACUACAGCCAGAUUUUUCCCGGCUAUUUUUGAAUAUGAUGACACCACCAAGAUGCAGACAUUGGUCUCACCCAUUAGAGGAAGAGCGUCUAAGGCAGUGCACCGAAAUGGCCUUUGAAAAUUCUCACUCAAAUUGGUGUGUAUCAAAAUUGAACAAAGCGUUUCUCCAAACUGAUUAAGGGAAGAGAAAAAUUCUCAAACAAUUUGCAAGAAGUUUCAGAAGAAUGUAUUAUUAUUACUAUUUUUUAGUGAUGAUGGAAGAAUUGAGACUGAAAAAGUUCCAAGGGAGAAAGUCCUUAGUGACGUCUUUCUUCAGGAUUUAAGUAAAGCCAGGGAGGCUUGCAGACCUCUGGAGAAAUAACUUUGCAAUUAAAAGCCAGGAUCUUCAUGCAGAUCCUUCAAGAAGGCCUCUAAAUAACAAAAAUAUCUCACUUAUUCCAUGAACAUUUAUCUGAAAUGCCUUUCUCCUUUGACAGAAAAAUUGAAAGCAAUUUUUCCUUAAACGAGAACUACAGGAAAUGUUCUUGGCCAGUCACUAGGUGAGGAAGCCACUGGUCUCCGAGGAAAAAACAAAAACAAAAAAACCCAGCCCAAUCACGUAGUGCUGACACAGGAUGAUUUUCUAGCUCUUUCCUGAGCGAUGCACCAACGAGAUCGUUUCUCUCCAGCCAAACGCCGAGUCGUGCAGCUUGUAGAUUCGGGCUUCUCCGGCGACGUCCGUGUAAGGAAAUGCUGCAAGAUGCUCCCAUGCCAUCCGCGGCUCCAGAGACCGAGGCUCCGGCGGUUGGAAGAGAGCAGCCCGGUUUUUUAAAAACGCGGCCGCAGGACCUAAGUCUUUCGAGCUCUCCGCCUUUUCUAGCCAAGGAACGGAAAUUUGUCUUUCGUCCUCCACUUUCCGCCCCCUCCCCGGUGCUGGUGUCGCUGUUGCUGAAGGGAAGUGAAAAUGAAAUCGGCUUUUCUGAGAAAUGAUGAAAGCGGCCGAGCCCGCCAAUGAGCAGCUGCGUCCAACUUCCGCACCUCUUUCACUCCAGCCCCCACCUCCCUUCUGCACAAACAGGCCUCGGAGAGGUGGAGGAGGGGGGGGGAGGAAGGGAAGGGAGGAGGAAUUUCCAAGAUUGGACUCCUCGCUCCUUCUCGCCUUGUUUUGCUUUCGAUCUGGCGUCAGGACUAAUCCCCGCCAAAUGCAGAGGAGGAAUAACUUUUAGUUUUGCUCCCGCGAUUUAUUCCGUCGCCGGUUUUCCUUUCCAUUUUGCGUCUCUUGGCAACCGUGACAACCUUGAGGAAUUACAUAAAUACCGGGAAACACAUAAUUGACCAAGCAUGGAAACAGUGACAAGAUUUCAUGCCUUAAGGAUGAAGCAAGACUCUGGCAUCCACAAACUUCGUGUUGACUGACAAACUCAGCUAAAAUGUAGGAAACAAUGCCUGUGGAAAGAAUGCGAAUGCGGCCAUGGCUAGAGGAACAAAUAAAUUCAAACAAAAUCCCAGGGCUGAAAUGGCUAAAUGAGGAAAAGAAGAUUUUUCAGAUUCCUUGGAUGCAUGCCGCACGUCAUGGGUGGGAUGUUGAGAAAGAUGCUCCUUUAUUUCGGAAUUGGGCCAUUCACACUGCCUUCACAGACCCCUUGUGAUGACAUCAUGGAUCUUCAGGGGUCGACGGACCACAGGUUGAGAAGCACUGAUCUAGAACUCUGUCUAGCUGUAAAGUCUUUAAAAGGAAAGUACCAGCCAGGAGUCGAUAAAGCAGAUCCAAAAACAUGGAAGGCCAAUUUUCGAUGUGCGAUGAACUCCUUGCCAGAUAUAGAAGAAGUUAAAGACAAAAGCAUCAAGAAAGGCAACAAUGCUUUCAGAGUGUAUCGGAUGUUGCCGUUAUCCGAGAGGCCUUCUAAGAAAGGAAAGAAACCCAAGUCUGACAAGGAAGAUAAAGUUAAACAAAUUAAGCAAGAACCAGAGGAGUGCUCUUAUCAGCUGAGUAAUGGAACAAGUCCAGAAUUUUCUAAUUACUGCUUGUCUUCUGCAAUAAAAACUGAAGUUGACAGUACAAUAAACAUUGUAGUUGUAGGAGAAUCACACUUUGAGGUUGGUUCUGGGGAUCACAUGAUAGUUCCCAAUCCUCCAGAUAUUUGCCAAGUAGUAGAGGUAACAACAGAAUGUGAUGACCAGCCCAGCUCCAUGAGUCAAUUAUAUCCACUACAAAUCUCUCCUGUCUCCUAUGCAGAAUUCAUAUUUUUAUCCCUACUGUGUCCAGCAGAAAGUGAAACAACAGAUAGUAUGCCAAGUGAUGAAGAAAAGGCACAUAGUCAACUUCAGUGGGAAAAGAAAAACAUCGGUGGGAAACAAUAUUAUAGCAAUUUGGGCACAAGGAAUCCACCUUACCCACUUCCUGGUAUGGCCACCUUUGUGACUUCUAACCAACCUGACCUACAGGUGACCAUCAAAGAAGAAAGCUGCCCUUUGCCUUAUAGCAGCUCAUGGCCUUCUUUUCCAGAUCACCCUCUCCAACAAAUAGUUUGCUCAGCUUCUACCAGCUAUAGUAGCAGGCCUCCAGAUCAUGAAAAUCGGGCAAGUGUCAUCAAGAAAACCUCAGAUAUCACCCAGUCAAGAGUCAAGAGCAGCUAAGCCAUUCACUGAUAUGUUCCUGGCAGAUGGUAUUUUAUGGCUUUGAGGAGCAUAUCUAGUGAAUGCUCUACAAAUUUAAAGAAAACCUGGAUAGCACAGGAUAUGACUGUGUUCAACUACAGCAUUGGAGCAUCUUAAACUCAGGAUUCUGAUCAUCAGAAUGAUGGAGUUCCAAGAUUACAGCCCAGGGAAUGGAGGUUCACUUAGAAAUGUAUCGCCAAGCUUCAUCAAGCAACCUUCCUACCAAUCCCUCCAAACAGAGGCACUUCACUUCUUGCAGCCACCCUAAUGAACUCCAAACCUUUGGAAUGAAAGAGAAAAUGUGAACUCGCUGGAUUUUUUUUUCUGCAGAAUCUAUUGUUAAUAUGUACAUAAUGCAGCACUAGCAAUACUGCAGUCUGCUUUCGCACCUUAUUAAAAAAAAUAGCACUUGCAAAAAAAGGCCUUUUAUUAAUUAAUGGCACAUUUAAAGCUCCAGGUUUGAUCUUUCCAAAGGCUUUUCUGACAUAUGUAGCCUUGGAAUCUGGAAAUAUGAAUUAAAAAGGAAGGUAAAACCUCCCAUGUACAUUUCACAGAUUGUUCUGAAGAGUGCUUGUCUUAUUUGUGUCUAAUCUGCUAUGCUUGAAAUCUGUGUGGUACAAUAGAAGAAAAUCUAUUACAGAUAUAUUAUGCAAAUUCCUAGGUUUUAAAGAAAAAAAUUACCCUAAUUCUAACCAGAGUAAACUUUUUUAUUUUUUUAUACAGUGGAAUAUUUUAUUCAAAGUAAAAUUCUAAAGUGAAUAUAAUUGUUUCAAGUUUUUUAUCUUUUCUACAGCAAAUUUAUAAUUUUACAAUUUAGUGUUUGGUUGUCAACAACUAUCACAUCUUUGUGGAACAUUUCUUUUUUUCAUUUUCUUCCUCUCUUGCUCUUCCUCUUUUUCUCUCCUUUUUACAAUUUGUAAAGGUGAAAUAAUGAGUUUUAUGUAGCAAUCGAAGUAUCCUGUGGAUUGAUAAUAAAUAUUACAUAUAGCUAAAUUUUAAAUAAAUACUUUGUCUACAUUUAUGAAAUGACCAGAAAUCAUAUAAGGGGUAAAUUGAGAAAUAUUUUGAUGAGCAACAAGCUUGAGCAAGGAGGAGUGAAUGAUGAAUGUCUGGGCUAAAAAAAUGUAUUGAAAACACAAAUAUUUAACAAAAUGCCAUGGAAUUCAGUCGGAGAAUUAUAUUCAGCAGGUCCUGAAAUAAAAUGAAUAAUAUUUCCUAGUUUUCAAACAUGAAACAUGUUAAAUGGCCUCAUGCCUCCUUUCAAAUAAAAUACUUCAUAUUUAAUUUAUGAAUUGUUAAAAGUACACAAUGUGUCAUUUUUUUCCAGAAUUUCAAAUACAUGCACUGAGGUUUGGGAUACUUUGCAAUUGAGCUGGAAAAUCUUAAAGACAUCAUGAAAUUCCUUCUGAUUUCCUCACCACAAAUAGAUCCUACUGCUUUAAAGAAGGGCUGUGCUCCCACCCCAAAUAUCAUGAAGCACUUUUUCAGAAUAAUUUUUGAAGCGCAUCCUAGUUCAUAUCCAACUUGCCGAUCAGAAUAUCUUUAUACGAGUUUUGGAAAGUGUCAAAAGUGUAGAAAAAAGAUUGUUAGAGCAACUUUAAUGUUAACUGGUAGACAACAUGGUAGCUUUAAUUCUGAAUUGUAAUUAAACAUAAAGGUUCUAUAGGGUUAAGGUUCUGGUUAUGAUUCCCACUUAUCCUCUAUAAUUGGUUUAAGAGAUUAACCCAAGUAUGGAGAUGAGCAGCAUCCAACACCAGCAAACAAAUCUCAGGCAUUAACAGUGGAAAAUGUUUAAAGAUACAGGAAGGACAGGAACAAAUUAGAUGAGACAUAAAACAUCUUCAAACUUGAAGAUUAUAUUUGGUUUAUUUUUAAAACCAGUAAAAACUUGAGACAAAUAUAGAAAAUGCUUUUUAUGAAAAGAUACUUAGCCUAGAAAUACUGAAGACAUACAAAGGGUUUUGUCUGGUUAGUGAAAUGGGCAUCAGUGGUGGAACAGAUGUUACAGGGCCAGUUUUAGAACCAAUUUGGAAAAAGCACGGCUGUAUGAAGAAAAGUAGGAUUGCUCACACAGUGUUGGACAUCUCCCAUUCAACGAUUGUUCUUUUGAAAAUAUUGCUUUCUUUGUUUGGUGCACCUCAAGAGAUCUAGUGACAGAUCUACCUUGUGCUUAUACUGGAGUUAUGGUUAUUAUUAUUGUAUAUAAUAAUAUAUGGCAAUUCUUGAAGUCUAUACUGGCUUUUGACUAUGCACAGAAAUAUUUUUCACAUGAAAUGGUUCCCGAAUAGGGCUUGACAAUCUCUGUGGUCUACAAGGAUUGUUCUUUGGGUAUCAAAAAUCUCACAAGAUUGCAUUUUUGCUUGAAAUAUCAUGUGAUUUCAGCAUACUUGCCCCAAACCUUGCAAUAUUGCAUCUAAGAAUACCAACAUUCUGUGCGAUUCAAUGAUUAUGAGAUGAGUAACUAUAUUUUUCUAAAAAAUUAAAGAUUUCAUAUUUGCUGUGAUGUCCACAGCUAUCAUGCAGUCUUUACUGGCUUAUUCACUCCUCAAAACCUGAUAAUGUAGCAAAUCCACAUAAAUUCAAAGGCUAAGAAUUGGUCUUUGAAGGUUUUUUUUUUUACAGAAACCAAUUUUUAAUUGAAAUGUAAAACAUCAACAAAACAAUUGUUUCACAUGCUUUUCUAUUAUUUUCUAUUCAUUUUAACCCGAACAAUCUAUUUGCAUCAGGGCUCAAAGACAAUUCUUUUGUUUCCCUAAAACAUUAAACAUGGUUGUAGAUUGUUUUAGUCUAAAUUUUAAAGUACAUUGUUUUAUGUCUAAAUUUUAAAGUAUGGUUUUUAACACUCCCCAAAUAGGAAUGUUGAAAUAAAAUUUUGUUUUGGAAAGUAGUAAAAUAAACAUGGUUGAUUUAAGAAGUUCAGUUUGAUUUGCUACCAUUUGCUUUAAUCAUUUGUGGAUAGAUUAGAAACUGGUGUGGUAUGCUAAAAAUAAAAUGCAAAUAAGUUAA
This is a messenger RNA of Crotalus tigris (Tiger rattlesnake), 6531 nucleotides long. RefSeq names its product interferon regulatory factor 2 (gene IRF2). Gene Ontology annotation, molecular function: DNA-binding transcription factor activity, RNA polymerase II-specific; RNA polymerase II cis-regulatory region sequence-specific DNA binding. The transcript has 11 exons. The coding region runs from base 2392 to 3504 and encodes 370 amino acids. The record is from RefSeq and is a predicted model, not a curated record. Gene Ontology annotation, biological process: immune system process; regulation of transcription by RNA polymerase II. Gene Ontology annotation, cellular component: nucleus. NCBI's taxonomy places the organism in Eukaryota, Metazoa, Chordata, Lepidosauria, Squamata, Viperidae.